UCUGCGCUGUCUCCCGGUGAUGCGCCGUGCAGCCCGGAGAUGCUGCUGCUGAUGCUGGUGACUGACUGCAGCAUCCGACAUGGGCAUCCUUUAAUCCACCCGGGUCACAAUAACCAUCUCUGUCACAAUGUGGGGAAAAAAUAAGAUGGUCUUCCACUGAGCCGGAACAAAAGACAGAGCGAUAACAGCAAAAGGAGGGACAGAGGCCAAAGCAAAAAUCUUCUUUUUCAUCUCUGCCUUCCAUCAUUUGGAUAAGGCAUAACUCUUCCUCCACAGUGCUCUACACCUCCAUUUGCACAGAGUAAAAGAAGAGACAGGAGAGAGACAGAAAGCUAGUAACUUCCCACUCUUCCUUGUGAACCUCUUCCCACUGACUCUGACCUUUGACCUUGGCGCUCAGUAUGAGCAGUCUGGUGGGGAAGCUGGACCCUCGCAGGGUACAGUGGGGGUCGGCAUGGAACACCUUUGCGUCCCGCGUCCUGAGGACCAAGCCCGUGGAGUCCAUGUUGGACUCUUCGACGUCGGGCACCGGCGCCCAUGGGACCAGACUGGCGCGGGUGCUGUCCACAGUGGACCUGGUGUCGCUAGGCGUGGGCAGCUGCGUUGGCACAGGGAUGUAUGUGGUGUCCGGCCUGGUUGCUAAGGAGAUGGCUGGACCGGGGGUCAUUGUGUCCUUCAUCAUUGCCGCCGUGGCCUCCAUACUGUCGGGAGUGUGUUAUGCCGAGUUCGGCGUGCGCGUGCCAAAGACGACUGGUUCGGCCUACACAUACAGCUACGUGACGGUCGGGGAGUGCGUGGCGUUUUUCAUCGGCUGGAAUUUAAUCCUGGAGUAUCUGAUUGGCACGGCCGCGGGGGCGUCGGCUCUCAGCAGCAUGGCCGACUCGCUGGCCAAUCACAGCAUCAGCAACUUCAUGAUUUCACACAUCGGAACGCUCAACGGCCUCGGUAAAGGGGAGCAGUCGUACCCGGACCUUCUGGCGUUGCUGAUAGCCAUACUGGUGACCGUGAUAGUUGCUUUGGGAGUGAAGAACUCUGUGGGUUUCAACAAUGCCCUGAACAUCAUCAACCUCAUGGUGUGGGUGUUCAUGAUGAUCGCCGGGCUGUUCUUCGUCAACGGAGAGAACUGGGACGAGGGGAGAUUCCUGCCCUUUGGUUGGUCAGGGGUGAUGCAGGGAGCAGCCACCUGUUUCUAUGCCUUCAUUGGAUUUGACAUCAUCGCAACGACAGGAGAGGAGGCCAAGAGUCCCAACACCUCCAUCCCCUACGCCAUCACUGCCUCCCUCAUCACCUGCCUCACUGCCUACGUGUCUGUUUCUGUGAUCCUGACUCUCAUGGUGCCAUACAGUGAGAUCGAUGCAGACGCCCCGCUGAUGGAGAUGUUUGCCGUGCACGGCUGCAUGUUUGCUAAGUACAUUGUGGCGGUGGGCUCCAUAGCCGGGCUCACGGUCUCUCUGCUGGGCUCCCUGUUCCCCAUGCCCAGGGUCAUCUACGCCAUGGCCGGGGACGGGCUGCUGUUCAAGUUCCUGGCCAAUGUGUCGUCCUACACAGAGACGCCUGCGGUGGCCUGUGUGGUGUCGGGCUGUCUGGCUGCCCUGCUGUCCCUCCUGGUCAGCCUCAGAGACCUCAUAGAGAUGAUGUCAAUAGGCACCCUGCUGGCCUACACCCUGGUUAGUCUGUGUGUACUGCUCUUACGCUACCAACCUGAGGGCGACAUCCACGGCUUUGUGAACUUCCUGUCUGAGGAGCAGAACAACAAGAGGAAGGAAGGCGUUCUGGCCGAGUGCGAGAAAGAUGCCUGCUCACCAACCAGUGAAGCCGACGAGUAUGGAGGCCCGCCCACCAACACCUGCGGAGCCAAAAACCUGCCGUCUCUGGGCGACAACGAGAUGCUGAUUGGCAAACCGGAUAAAACCGCCUACACUGCCAGCCACCCAAACUACGGCACCGUGGACAUGACCACUGGCAUCGAAGCGGAGGAGUCAGAGAGCGGGAUGUCCCGGCGUCUGAAGAAGCUGAUUGGGCCGCGUUACUACACCCUGAGGAUCAGACUGGGUCUGCCAGGCAAGAUGGACCGGCCGACUCCAGCCACAGGGAAAACCGUCACUGUGUGUGUGCUACUCCUCUUCAUCCUCAUCUUCGCUUUCUGCUCCUUCAUCAUCUUUGGGGCGAGCAGUAUCGGUGAGGGUCACUGGUGGGCUUUGCUGCUUCUAAUCCUUUUCAUCAUCUUCAUCGCCCUGCUCAUCAUCAUCAUCAUCCAGCAGCCGGAGAACCCCAAGCGGCUCCCCUACAUGGCGCCUUGCGUGCCCUUUGUGCCCGCCUCUGCCAUGCUCGUCAACGUCUACCUCAUGCUCAAACUGUCUGCCAUCACCUGGAUUCGAUUCGCGAUCUGGUGCCUCGUCGGUGUUCUCAUCUACUUUGGCUACGGUAUGUGGAACAGCACGCUGGAGAUCACCGCCAGGGAGAACGAGGUCCACGCCUCCACCUACCAGCGCUACGACCAGGGCGUGGACGAAGGCUUCUGCGGCUUCGACGAUGAUUUCUACCCACCUAGCAAUGACCCUUGGGGGGCGCCGGAGGGGGGAUCGGGGCUUACCCCGCCUCCCGAGGGAAAGCCCGAAGGUGAUGGGACGGCACCGAAAGGCGGAGGCAGGACCGUUGCCAAUCACGGCCUAGCAGAGGAGGAUCCGAUGGAUUUCUGA
Myripristis murdjan (pinecone soldierfish) is the source of this 2699-nucleotide messenger RNA. It is a transcript of the gene slc7a14a, whose product is annotated as solute carrier family 7 member 14a. The transcript has 10 exons. Gene Ontology annotation, biological process: transmembrane transport; amino acid transport. The record is from RefSeq and is a predicted model, not a curated record. Gene Ontology annotation, cellular component: plasma membrane. NCBI's taxonomy places the organism in Eukaryota, Metazoa, Chordata, Actinopteri, Holocentriformes, Holocentridae. Gene Ontology annotation, molecular function: amino acid transmembrane transporter activity. Bases 402 to 2699 code for a protein of 765 amino acids.